AUGCCGGCAGAGAAGCAACCACCGCUCGACAGACUCGGCGCCUUGCCGGACGACGUUCUGGUACACAUCCUCUCUUUCCUCCCGACCACCCGACUCUCUGUGUGCACCAGCGUCCUCUCAAGAAGAUGGCGGUCCCUGUGGGCCUACGUCCCCUUUUUAAGUUUCAGAAACGACGAUUGCUUCGACCGCCGCUUGGAGGACAUCGUCACCGAGGUUUUGUCGGCGCACAAAGGGCAAACGAUACACACUUUCCGACUAACAGAUGAUGAUAGCGUCGGCGAUUUUGAAAUCGAGGGCUGGAUUGCCACUCUCGUUUCCCGCAACGUCAGGAAUAUCUCUAUCUUUUUGUCCUAUUUUGAUGAUACCAUACGGUUUAUGAUGCACAAUUGCCUGUUAAUGUGUGAAACCCUAGUGGAAUUGCGUAUCGGUGCUUAUGUUGUGCUCCCGGCGGCCGGCGAUGUGUGCCUGCCGGCACUUAAGAGGCUUUAUCUUGAGGGGGCUGAAUCCUUGCCCCGCCUGAUAUCUGGCUGCCCAGUGCUUGAGGAGCUGAGCAUAGUUAAUUUUCAUACGCCCGAAAAUUUGGAGAUUUGUUCGCCAACGCUACUUAGGCUCGAGCUCAAUAUACAACCUGAUGACCAUGGAUUUGAUGGAAACAAGUACUUUUGGGUGAAGCUACUUACUCCGGCGCUUAGGUUUUUAAACAUGAUCGAGUAUGUUUUCGAUAAUAUCUCUACCGGGACACUUGGUUCAUUGGCGGUGGCAAAUGUUUCUCUCGGUUGUGAAUCUCGCUUUAAGUUAGAAUUUUUGGGCAAGCUGUGUAAUGUGGGGAGUCUAGAUUUAUGUCAUGGAGUGAUGGAGAUUUCCGACUCUACAUUCUCUGCUCUGACUGGGAAGUUUCAUAAUUUAACCAAACUCACAUUGAGUGCAGACUGGCAUUUUCUCUCGUUUUUUCUUGCGAACGCUGAUAAUCUUCAAGUCCUUACGAUCCGUGGAUGUGGUAAUAUCAAAGAAUGGAGGGAGCCCCACCAAGUUCCGACGUGUCUAUCAUCGCAUCUCAAAACUGUGGCGAUCGAGCCAUACGAGUGCACGGAGGAAUGGUUAUUCAUAAGUUAUGUUCUGAGAAAUGCUGAAGUCCUGAAGUUGAUGAAGGUUAUCAAGCUUCCUUACUAUCCAUGCAAAGAUUUGGUGUUUGAUGCGCUCAAGAGAAGAAUUUUACAGUUGCAGCCAGAAACCGUCGGUAAGCGCUUUUGCGUAGGACUCGACAGGUUUGGCCAGCGGAUUUCUGGAAUUGAAAAAGAUGAUGUUGUUGACUAUGGCGGGGCCUCAUCAUACAUAGCAGCCAGCCAGUUUUUCUUUGUACUCGGUGAUCGUUUAGCAUACGAUCAGCAGUUGGGAAAUCUGGGCAGUUUCUUUUAUUAUCUCUUGCGGGUCUGGGCCUCGGUUCAAAAUGUGGGAUUUAGCUGA
Molecule: messenger RNA, 1464 nt
Organism: Striga hermonthica
Lineage: Eukaryota; Viridiplantae; Streptophyta; Magnoliopsida; Lamiales; Orobanchaceae
Source: the annotation of a GenBank genome assembly